CGAGAUAUCCCGACCUGAUCUGGACUGUUGGUCGUCAGCCGCUCUUGAAACCUGAACUUCACUUCUCUUCCUUCUCACCGUUCGAGCCCGGAUCCUCCUCAACUCUACUCUUCCCUAUUAGAACCAAAAAGUCCAGGCACUGCAUUCCAAGAUGUCGCUCUUAACUUCGUGGCUGCGGCUGGGGAGCCCCAAGAUGAAGAUGGAUCCCUGUCCCUGCGCUUCACACAACUCCCUCGCCAUCGUCGAGAAGGCCGACAUUCUCCGGGACCAGCUGGCAGACUCGACGAGCAAGCAAGCCCAGUGGUUGGUCCAGCGCAUCGUCGAGACCCAUGCCGAGCUGCUGAGGCUGCCGCACCUCCGCCCGGGGAAAGUGAUAAAUCAACUGCUUGGCAAUCUCGUAUCGGCCUGCUCCGACAUUUACGACCAGGAGGUCGUCGACAAGGUCCUCUCCAACCCUAGCGUGAAGGCCAUCCUCCCCUCCCUACGCCAGAUCUGCGCCCAGGCCGAAUCCUGCCUUGAGCUACACUGGGCCGAGCACGUCCUCGCUGCCGCCCAGGGCGGCGGCGGGCCCGACGAGGUCCAGGCCCGCCUCCGGACCUUCCCUUACUACGAAAACUACCAAGAACUGACCCGCCUCGAGCUCUGCGCCAUCCUGUCAGCCACCAAGACCGCCCCGCGCCGCAUCGCCUUCAUCGGCUCGGGCCCGCUCCCGCUGACCUCGCUCUGCCUGCUUCAGGCUCUCAAGCAGCAACAACGACAACAGGAUGCUCUCCUCGGCCCCGCCCUCCUAUCCCCACCGCCCUCUCCGUCACUCGACGGCCCGCAAGACGCGAGGAAGCCAAACAACAGCAAGCAGGGCCCCGUGGUCCUCAAUGUCGACUGCGACUCGGCGGCCAUCGCCGCCUCGCUCAGCCUCAGCCUGGCCCUCGGCGAGGCGGGUCGUGGGAUGGAAUUUAUGUGCGCCGAGGCCGAAGCCGGGCUCCAGCCCGAGCCCGACGCGUCGACCUCCUCCCCUCCUUUGACACCCUCCUCGACGACGACGGCGAUGACGACAACGACGACGGCGGCGGCGGCCGAGGGUGGGAAGCAGCAGCAGCCGCAACAACAGAAAGAGGACCUGGCCGAGUUCGACGUGGUGUACCUGGCGGCGCUGGUGGGCCUGUCGCGGGCCGACAAGGAGCGCAUCGUGCUGGCCGUGGCGGGCCGCAUGCGCCCCGGCGCCCUGCUCGUCGCCCGCAGCGCCUGGGGCCUGCGCACCUGCCUGUACCCGGAGGUCGACCUCGCCGCCACCCCCGCCCUGCGCCGCCGCCUCGAGUGCUGCGUCGUCGUCCACCCCUACGGCCAGGUCGUCAACUCGGUCAUUGUCGCCAGGGUCCGCGGGUAAAUCAUUAUUUAAAUUAGGAGAGGGGACGGAAGGAGAGGGAUAGAGAGAG
This is a messenger RNA of Thermothelomyces thermophilus ATCC 42464, 1433 nucleotides long. RefSeq lists its product as uncharacterized. Gene Ontology annotation, biological process: nicotianamine biosynthetic process. Gene Ontology annotation, molecular function: nicotianamine synthase activity. The record is from RefSeq and is a predicted model, not a curated record. The transcript is spliced from 2 exons. Lineage: Eukaryota; Fungi; Ascomycota; Sordariomycetes; Sordariales; Chaetomiaceae. Bases 152 to 1384 code for a protein of 410 amino acids.